AGUUCCUUUUCUCAGGCAUGCAAACAGAGCAUCCUCUAGUUAAGAUUGUGGCGUGUAUCGCUUCUGCAUUAUCAGGGAAAGGAAACUGAAGCUGGCACUCUGUCACAGGAUUUCAAAACGGCUGGAUCAACAUGAGCUAUGACAAACACAUCCUCUGGGCCUGCACCGCUGCUCUGCUCACUGGUUGGGUCCUGGCGUAUGAUAACGGACAUUGCUCUGGGAUUGUCACGAGGCACGCAUGCAACUGGACUUGUAUGCAACUCACUCUUCAGUGGCCUGGGAGUUUCUGUAUAGGUCUUAACAACAAAACCAUUUGCAAAAUACCUGAGACUGUUCGCAACUGGACCAUCCAUGGUCUAUGGCCUAUGCAUACAGGUCACUGCUGUGACUGCUGGCCGGUAUUUCAUUCCCAUCUUCAGGAAAUCGAGCCUGAACUCACUCAGCUCUGGCCAUCAUUAAUCAAAGGAAAACACUUCUUCUUCUUCUGGAGGGAGGAAUGGAUUAAACACGGGACGUGUGCAGGCUGCGAGGAGACCAUGGGUGCACCGCUUCUUUAUUUCCAAGCCGCAGUCAAGCUUCGGAAACUCUUUGACAUCGAUAGUGUCUUGGAAAGCUCUGGAAUCAAAACCUCAUGUGAUGUGUCAUAUAAGCAUGACGACAUCCGUGGCGCCCUGACCCCGCUGUUUGGAAACAACUAUGAUUUGCAAUGUGUGACAGACAGCGAGGGUCGUGAAGCAUGGAUCCAGCUGAAGAUCCAUCUCUUCAGGAACCAAACCCUUGGAUGCCCCAAACAAGAACAAGAGGAAGUGUUCAAUACAUUAGCGUGGUUUAACAGCCCAGGACAUCCCUGUCCAAAGAACACCACCAUUUUUUAUGUUCCAAUUAACUAUGAGAAUCCUCAUGAGCCCUGUAACUAAGAGAAGCUGUAGCUAUAGACUUGUUAUAGACUGCCCUCUUUCAGUUCUCAGACCUGAUUCAGUUAAAGAAAAAUGCUACAGUACAUAAUUCCUAAAGUAUUCAAACUUGGGGUCUUUUUCCCAAUCUCAAUAAAUAUGCAAAUUACAAGGGUUAAAGUGUUUUGAAAGACCUUUAAUGUACUCAGAAUAUACACCAAUUGUCAAUGACAUUAAAGGUUCAGAAUGUAAUGGAAUAUGAUGUUGAAUAAAGUUUGGUGGUGGAAGGACACAGUGGUUGAACUCCUGGUUUAACUGCUGGAGCUCAAAUCACUCGUAAGUGAAACCAAAAUUUGAAUUCCUUUUUAUGGUUGAUGUUCCAAAUAUUGGCAGGCAGUAAAAUGGUUUAAAAUGAACAGCCAAAAGCUAUUAAAUAUUUCAUGCGAACACUCAGGAUGGAUGGAUUUAGGAACUCACAGUUCACAUUUUAUUUGACAUGGAAUCAAUUUGCCAAAUGGAAUCAAUUUGCCAAAAAGUACGUUUCUACACCACAGAUGAAACAGAAAACAGACUAUCCACUAAAAUCUUCGACCAAUAAAAAAAAAAGAAAAAAAAAAA
Molecule: messenger RNA, 1511 nt
Organism: Rhinichthys klamathensis goyatoka
Lineage: Eukaryota; Metazoa; Chordata; Actinopteri; Cypriniformes; Leuciscidae
Gene: rnaset2l
Product: ribonuclease T2, like
Exons: 10
Coding region: 132-917 (261 amino acids)
Biological process (GO): RNA catabolic process
Cellular component (GO): extracellular region
Molecular function (GO): RNA binding; ribonuclease T2 activity
Source: RefSeq, a predicted model, not a curated record